CCCGCGCGUCUACGACAUAAACACCGCAACUUUUCGUCAUAACUCUUUGACGCGUCACGCGAGCAAGUACCUUUCUUCAAGUGGACUAAAUCACUUAAUUUCACCAUGUCUCUGUGGACCCCGUACGACCCGGAGCAAGUGUUGGACCUCAGCAAGGCGGCCGUUCCAGUGAAGAUCGAGCCAGACCUGCCGCCGUCGCCCCCCGCGCCCCCGGCCUACCCCGCCCCGUACCAGCAGUACUACGCGUCCUCGCCGCUCGUGUCGCCCGACUCCGUGUACCACAGCCAGCAGUCCCUGUACAGCGACUGCUCCCCGCCCGCCUCCAGCCCCGACUCGUCCUGUGACAGAGUGUCGUCGGCGUCGCGACUGCAGCGCCCUUUCAAGGCGGUCACAGCAGCCUUACCGGAGCUGGGCGCUUCAGUGGACCCGGACCCUCAGUACGCGGCGUUCAGAGCGGCCAUGCUUGAAGCUAUGCGGGCGAGGAACGGCGGGUCUCUGACGGUGUCGAACCCCCGCAUGCGUCGCUCCGUGCACCGCUCGAGCGACACCGGUGAAGACGCGGAGUACUUCGAGCGUCGCGCGAGGAACAACGCGGCAGCCAAGCGCAGCCGGGACCUGAGGAAGCAGAAGGAGGACGAGCUGGCCAUCCGCGUGGCCUACCUGGAGCGGCAGAACGCGCGCCUCCGCGAGGACCUGGCCGCUACCGUCAGCCGGCCCUGCCCAACCUGCCUCGCCAGGUUUACACCGUAUUGA
Messenger RNA from Plutella xylostella (diamondback moth), 753 nucleotides. Lineage: Eukaryota; Metazoa; Arthropoda; Insecta; Lepidoptera; Plutellidae. The record is from RefSeq and is a predicted model, not a curated record.